Molecule: messenger RNA, 3657 nt
Organism: Spathaspora passalidarum NRRL Y-27907
Lineage: Eukaryota; Fungi; Ascomycota; Pichiomycetes; Serinales; Debaryomycetaceae
Gene: LIG4
Product: DNA ligase (ATP)
Exons: 1
Coding region: 1-2847 (948 amino acids)
Biological process (GO): DNA biosynthetic process; DNA recombination; nucleotide-excision repair, DNA gap filling
Cellular component (GO): DNA ligase IV complex
Molecular function (GO): DNA binding; DNA ligase (ATP) activity; ATP binding
Source: RefSeq, a predicted model, not a curated record
AUGCCAUUCUUUCUAGACAAUGUACCCACACCCAAGAACAAUCUCGAACCAUCAUACCGGUUUCUCAAUGAUGAAUUGUUUAUCAAGCUAGAUGCCGUAAACAAACAAACACUUGGUGAGUUCAAAAACAUAUCUGAUAAGAAAGCGUAUAUUAUUAACUCUUUCAUCCAGCAGUUCAAACUACACAUUGGGAAUGACAUAUACCCCAGUGCGAGAUUAAUAUUUCCCGACAAGGCAGGAAGAUUAUACUAUAUUAAAGAUAUAGUAUUAGCGCGAUUAAUUAUUAAAAUGUACAGCAUUCCUAAGGAUUCAGACGAUUACAGCAUGUUAUACAAUUGGAAGCUACAAUACCAAAAGACAAAAAGGUUUACCGUUGACCAACAUAAACUUCGCGAUUUACCAUUGCAAGCGGCAAGAAUUAUUUCCAACAGGAGGAAUUACAUGAAUGAAACUCAUGAAUUCAGUGUUGCCGAUAUCAACGCAAAACUUGACGCGUUAAAUUUGGCCAAGAAGUCAGCCGAACAAAUUGAGAUAUUGAAGCCAUUAUUUGAUACAUUGACCAUUCCCGAAUUACGCUGGUUGAUUCAUAUUAUUCUUAAAAAGACCAUACUUGGAUUUUUUGAAAAUUAUUUCUUAAAUAGCUGGCAUCCUGAUGCAAGCCGAUUAUAUUCUAUUUGUAAUAAUUUGCAAAAAACAGUAAAUUACUUGGUUGAUCCGAAUACAAGAGUAGAUCCCAAUUUAUUAACUGUCCAUCCAUUCUAUCCAUUCAAGCCACAGUUGGCGCAAAAGUUGAGUAGUUCAUAUGCCAAAUUAAUCAAAGACUUCCAGAAAAUAACCGAUAUGGAACCACAGAUGCAAACAUUAUUCGAUAAAUUAGAUCUAAAAGAUAAAUUUUACAUUGAGGAAAAAAUGGAUGGCGAUAGAAUGGUAUUGCAUAAAGAAGGACCCCAUUUCAAAUUUUAUUCCCGUCGAUUAAAAGAUUAUUCAUUCUUGUAUGGAGAAAACUAUGAAUUUGGUUCAUUGACAAAGUAUCUAACUGAAGCAUUUCCUGGUAAUGUAGACUCGGUGAUUUUAGAUGGAGAAAUGGUGGCUUAUGAUUAUGUUAGGAAAGCAAUUCUUCCAUUUGGUACAUUAAAAUCUCUGGCUAUUCAAGAAAGUGUGCGACAGUACACCAUUAUUGAUCAAUAUGAACAACAAUCUUCAUACCCUUACUUCCUCGUGUUUGAUAUACUUUACUUGAAUGGACGCAAUCUAACCAACUAUCCCUUGUUCUUUAGGAAGAACAUCUUGAAUAAGGUUAUCCGACCUAUUCCUAAUCGGUUUGAAAUCCACGAUUCAAGAAUUAGUUCCAGUAUAGAAGACAUAAAACGAGCAAUUCGAGAAAUUGUCGGCAGUAGAAGUGAGGGGUUGGUAUUGAAACAUACACAGCUGAAGUAUCAUAUUGGGUACCGUAAUCUCAAAUGGAUAAAAUUGAAACCAGAAUAUUUAGAGAAAUUCGGAGAGAAUCUAGAUCUUGUUGUCAUUGGCAAAGUGCCUGGGGUCAAGAAUUCAUACAUGACCGGACUCCGGAAUGAAACUGAUGGAUCAUAUUAUAGUUUCUGCAUGUGUGCCAAUGGUUUUACCAAUGAAGAAUUCGACAAGAUUGAACGUAUAACUCAUGGAAAAUGGAUCAAGACUAAAGAUCAAAUACCUUCUAAACUGGUUAUACAGUUUGGAACCAAACAACCACCUUGGUGGAUCAAUCCUCGAGAUUCACUAGUAUUGGAAAUUAAAGCAAGAUCCAUUGAUGCCCAAAGUGAAAAGACAUUCGCGGUGGGAUCAACUUUGCACAACAUGUAUUGUAGAAGAAUAAGAACUGACAAGAAUAUAGAUGAAUGUAUCUCAAUGCAGGAAUACUUCCAGUUGAAGGAAAAGUUUCUGACUGAUGUAUUAAAAUCUCAAAGUGCUGCAUUGAAACGGAAGCAGUUGCAUAACUUGGAUUUAUUUAACGAAUCAACUAUCAAAAAGCAAAGAGUAGAAUCAAAUUUGUUUGCUAGGUUUAAUUUCAUGAUUGUCAGUGAUAAGUUGGAUCCUAUAACUGGUGAACGAACUUCGCGAGAGGAGUUGAUGAAGUUGGUUAAGAAGUAUGGGGGUAAUUUGAUCAAUGCAGUUGAUGUGUUGACUGCAGAUAGGAUGCUCGUUAUCACUGAGAAGAUGCUUCCACUUUGUGAAUCAUUUAUCAAUCGAGGAAUCGAUUUAAUAAAACCAAAUUGGAUAUUCGAGUGUAUUAAUCGGGGAACUAUACUACAGUUAGAGCCAUUCUUUAUAUUCAGUACUUCUAACUGGGAUAAGUAUACCGUUGGGAAAGUAGAUCAAUUUGGCGAUUCGUAUAUUAUAUAUAAUCUGAUCACUGAAUUAUCUAUCCCUAGGUUGAGUGACAGUGAAUUAAGAGGAGCAAGAAAAUUACACAUGCAUGAAUGGGGAGAUCAAAGACCCAAAUUGUACUUGUUUCUUGAUACCAACUUCUUUGUUGUAGGUGAUACCAUGAGUGCAAAGUUCUUGGGGCAGCGAAUUAUGAGGUAUACAGGAGAAAUCACCAAGGACAUCAACGGUUGUUCCUAUAUUGUUGUGCCAAUAUAUGACGAUGAGAAGAAUAGAAUAGAGACUUUGGAUGCUGUCAAUAAAAUCUCUUCUAAAAUCAGUGAAGGUUUACUAUUUGAUGAAGGGUCAUUCACGAGGAUCCCAUUCAUUGUAACUGAAAAGUUUAUUGAUCAGUGUAUAAAAGAGAAUUGUAUUGUUGAUCCUGAAGAUUAUAAGUACUACCAAAAGCAGAUUUCUUUUCUGAAGAAAAGUUUUGCAAUCAAUUAAAUUUCCACUCUACCAAACUUAUAUCAGAUUCUCUAUGGAAAUUUAUGCAAUGAGCUUCUAGAUGUGUAAUUUCAUUUUAACUCAGUAAAUAGCUAAUGGAUUGAUUUUCUGGCGUUAUAGUCCCCAACGGAAUGUAGACAAUGGCAAAGGAAAACAAAACUACCACAUCGGUGUUAAAUAACAAAUUAGGAUAUUGGUACAUGAAUUCAGCCCCACUUAACCCGCACGGGAUGCAAAGGAUACCCUGUCAAAUGAAAACUAUAAAUGUGUCAAAAAUUCCCCUGAAUGAAUUCAAAAAAAUGAAACACUUCUUUUACUUAAUUAAUUCAACUACCAAUGGUUUAAUAAGGUAUUUCAAAGACCAUAACUGGCGAGAAUUACUACCAUAAUUUAAAUCAAGCAACGACAUAUAUUCAGGAAUUGACAAAAACAAUCAUCCAAUUCUGAAGAGGUUGAUCUAUGGAAGAAUAAUACUAUAUGUAAAGCAGGCAUACUUAUAGGAUUAUUCUUCCAAGGUGAAAAUAUUUCAGACUUGACAAUUGUUAAAAUCUGUUGAAUUAGCAAGUUUAAUAUAUGUUGCUAAGCAAUGUCUACAAUAAAAGCUCCAAUUUAUAUCCCCUCCCCCCUAUUCUGAUGUAGGUUGAGCUAUAAGAUAAAAGUAUUGUAUGCAAAGUUUUCUGAUAAUACAUAAGAUUUCUACUCCAAGGUACAAAUAUUACAGAGGAGAACCAUAGCUGGUGUUGGAUUUAAUUGCUUUAACUAGUUUAUAUGUUGUUCAGUCUAGACCUUAUCAAAAGAAACUCCCACCCC